GGCUGUUUCACUUCUGCAUAAAAUUUGCAUCCUGCACUUUUGCUGUGUUUCUGUUUUGAAGCUGUUAUAAUUCACUCAAUUUAAAAGGCUGAAAUUCGACUUCGGAAUCGCUGGCGAUGAUUAGAAAAACUGAUAACAGCUUUGAAUAAGAGAGGAAACCACAAGGAAAUCUGCUGAACUUGACAUGAAUCGCUGGGAUCCAAAUGGGAAUUCGAUGAUCGGCAACAAACAAAGAAGAAAACUCCGAGGAGGAGGAGGAUGGGGAAGGAGAGGAGGAGGAGGAGGAGGAGGAGGAGGAUGGGGAAGGAGAGGUGGAGGAGGAUGGGGAAGAGGAGGAGGAGGAGGAGGGAGAGGAACAAUGCUAGGAGAGGAAUUCGCUGAACAGUGGCUGAGUAAAAACAGAAUGGAAAUCUCACAAACAAUGUGGAAGCAACUGAAGAUGGGAUGUGAGCUGAGGCUGAAGAAACUCUCAAGCCAGGAAAUAAAUUGUUUGAGUUCAGAAAACAUGGAAAAGGAUCCCGACUUCCAGAUGGAGGUGGAGGGAGAUGGAGAGGAGGAGGAGGAUGAGGAGGAGGACGGGACAAUGGAAGCCAACGAAGCGGAGGUCACCUCAACAUCGGACGUCCCGUCCGCAUCCGGAUCGGACUGUCAGACUUCCGGAUCGGACCAAUCCGGAACCGGAAGUGCGCGAGCGACUCGGCACAGCGUCAACCCGGACUUUGCGGCCAAACAUCGUCGCUUCUUGAGCAGUGUGUCCGACAGUCUGAAGCAGGACGACUUGUCGGACCGACAUGUCGGACGGUCGCGGGAACGAUCCGCUGGGAAAUCGCUUGCUAGAGAACAAGUUGAUCAACUUCCAUCAAAACCACAAGAUGAUACAGGUGAUCAAGUACUUCCAUCAAAAUCUGUAGAUGAUACAGGGAACAUCUCUGAUGAAAUUAUUGGAAAAGAGGGGAAAUUAUCUGAGGUUGUUGGAUCCGACAGAACAUUAGAUCAAACUGUGUCGGAUUCAAGUGGUGGUAAUGUUGUUGAAGAGGGGAACCUAUCUGAGUUUGGAUCCGACAACACAUUAGAUCCAACUGUGUCGGAUUCAAGAGAUGGAUUCGGGGUAGAUAGUUCUGAAAAAGUAGCGAAUGUAACUACUGAGACAAAAGUACUGGAUGGUCCAAUGGACAAACCUGGUGAAACGUUAAACCCAGCUGGUAAAUCGCGAACUGUAGAAGAUGAUGUACUUGAAAAAACUGCCACUAAACUAACACAUGAUAGUUUUGAAAAGAAGUUUGUAGAAAGUGAUGGAGCUGCAGAUGGUGGGCUGCAAGAUGUACAGGUCGGAGUACCCCAUAAUAUAGCAACAUCACAGGAAGAAGUUGUAGAAAUUGAUGAUUCUCAAGAUAAAUGUUACAUGACAGCUGAUCCAAUUAUGUCAGAAUCAAUGAGUAAUGAUGUUGAACCAGUGGUGGAGUCCUGUCAAGACAGUUGUGACACAAUACUGGAUAAAAUCAAGACCAAAGUACUGGCUGAUACUAUUGACGAACUUAGGGAAAUGUCUUCUCUAGAAGGCUCUGACAAACUAUCUGAUGAACUUGAGGUAAAACUAAUGAAAUUGCUGGGUAAGUCUCCGGAUACUGUCAGAAUACCGAAUGUUGUAGAUUUAUGGGACGAUUCUGUAGACAGUACUGACAGAGUACUGUAUGAAACGUCGGUAGAUAACUCUGAGAGAGAUAAUGAAACCUCUGUAGAUAACUCUGAGAAAGACAAUGAAACUUCUGGGGACAGCUCUGAGAAAGACACUGUUAGAACGACUUCUAGGGAUGAAUCUCCUAGGAUACUGCGUAUACCUUCAUCGAAGUCAUCUGAAGUAUCUGCUCUUAGAACUUUGAGGAAAUCUGAUGAAUCUGCAGUGAAGGAUAGUUCUGUAAAUAGAUCGCCAACGGACAAACCUAAAGGACAGGAAGCUCCAAAGAAAAGAUAUGGAAAUCGGAGGGAAUCAUCCGGCAAAAUGGCGUCUGAAGAUGACGAAACACGGGAUGAAUCUGGGGUGAAAUCGUCAGAAACAUCCGCUGAUGGUUCUGUAGAUAGAUCGUCAUCGGACAAACCUAGAGGUCAGGAAAGUGCAAAGAAAAGACCUGCCAAUCGGAGGGAAUCUUCUGGCAAUCGGAGGGAAUUAUCUGGCAAUCGGAGGGAAUCUUCUGGCAAUCGGAGGGAAUCUUCUGGCAAUCGGAGGGAAUCUUCUGGCAAUCGGAGGGAAUCUUCUGGCAAUCGGAGGGAAUUAUCUGGCAGUCGGAGGGAAUUUUCUGGUAAAAUCGCGGCAGAAGAUGUUGAAGAGGAUGAGGAUUUUCCCUCACGCGCCAUCAGGAGUCGCUCAAGAUUCAGCGACACUAGAAAGAGAAGACGAGGAGAAGACGGAAAUGGAGAGGAAGAGAAGGAGAAAGAGGAGGCAGAGGAAGCGAAGGACGUGGAGGAGGAAUCGCGGAAACCGAAGAAGCGAUCGCUUGAAAAGAUGAUGGAUUCUACUCCUAAACCGAUUAGAGAAGGAAAGGACAUGUACUGCUGGAAAUGUCACCGGGAAGGGACAGCCGUUGCUUGCAAAAUCUGUCCGCGUGCUUUUCACCUGCGCUGUCUGCAUUUAGACGCGAUUCCGCCCUGCGACUGGGUGUGUCCCGAGUGUAGUAUGACGCUCUACGCUGAAAACACUGAGACCAGGUCACCAGCCAUGAAGUCUUUGACGCUAGAUCAGCUAUGCAAUCUGCUGAAAUACGUUGUUGCAAGGAUGCUUGCAUAUGAGGGGUCGGAAUGGUUCGCCAAGCCGGUGGACACCACCGAGUUCAAAGAGUACCGCAAGUUCGUGGUGAACCCAAUGGACCUGUCCAUCCUGGAGAAGGGCAUCCGCCAGAAGUGCUAUGGCAGCACGCAUGCCUUCAUGGCCGACACCCGCUGGAUGCUGCACAACUCUGUCGUCUUCAACACGUUCCAGUCAAAGUUGACCCAUCUCGCAAAGACGUUGGUGAAAAUUUGCAAACAAGAGCUGGACGAGAUCGAGACAUGUCCCGAAUGCUAUCUGAACGCACACACUCGUUCGGACACGUGGUUCGUUGAGGCGUGCAAACGGCCGCACCUCCUCGUGUGGGCCAAGCUUAAGGGCUUUCCCUUCUGGCCGGGCAAGGUGGUCAAGACAAACGCUGACAACUCGGUCGAUGUGAGGUUCUUCGGCGCGCAUGAUCGAGCCUGGAUUCCUGUCAAGAAUGUGUACCUGUUCAGCAAACUGAAUCCUUGUUCAGCGAAACACAAGUCGAAGAAGCAGUUUGAUGACUGCAUGAUAGAAGUUCAACAGCAUAUUAAGAAGCUUCGAGAUAGAUUUGGAGAAUUUGUCUACCCGCCAUUCAAAUGCUUGUUUGAUGCCAGCAAAGAGGAAGAACAGUUGGAAGCCAUGCUACCUGGGUAUAAAGCAGCAAGUCGAAGGUAUGGCAAACUGUUGGGACCUUGCAGAAAUUUUAGUACUCCAUCGACAAGCUCUCACGGUCAGAUGCAGCCGAAAAAGGAGUUGAGCGUUAGUGCAAGAAGGAGAGCGCAAGAGAGAAAUAAGAGGAGAGUAAACGAAGGUGCUUCUACUUCUCAAACCAAUAGCUCCAAAUUGGCUGACUGUGAUGAAGAUAUGGCAGAAGAUAGGAGCGAGAGAGAAGGAGAGAUAGAGAAUGACGGAAAGAAGAUUGAAUCUCGGACAUCUUCUCCGAAAAUCGGUAGUAAAGAGGAAUCUAAAGUCACAGAUCCUACGAAAGGAAGUGUGGUCACGGAAAAUAGUCCAAAGAAGAAGAGCGAUAAAGAGGAUAGAGAGAGGAAUGUGGAGAAGGAGAAAAUGGUUGAAGAUGUAGAUGAUGAUGAUGACGAUGACGAUGAUGAACCGCUUGCUAAACGUCUACAUUUGGCCAAACCUAGGGGAGGAGAAGUUAAGUUAACCCCGACUAAGACAGAUCACGCCGCUAGUUUGCAAGAAAAGUUGCAGAUUAUGCUGAGUAAGGAGAAAGUUGUCGAAAGUUUGGGAGUGGAGGAGACGGGUGAUGUCGUCGAAGAUGUGGAGGAAAAGGAGGAGAAUAAUGAGAAGGAAGAAUCGAAAUUUGAUGAGGAGGAGGAGGAGGAUAACGUAGAUGAUGCCGAUUUGGAAAGUGGAAAUGAUGAUGGGGGUAAUGAUGAUGAUGAUGAUGAUGAUAAUGAUGACGAUCAUAUGUCCUCGGCUACUGACUCUGAGAAAAGCUCUGAAAACGUUGAUGAAGAAAAGGAUACCGUUGAAGAGAAAGAGGAGGAGAGUGGGAGUGAGAAAAAUGUUGACUCUGCAGAAGCAAGUGAUGACAAAGUUGAUGUAUCUACAAAGGAUAGUGAAGAUGGAGUAAAUGUUUCUACAAAAGAUAGUAAAGACGGGGUGAAUGUUUCUUCAAAAGAUAGUAAAGACGGGGUGAAUGUUUCUUCAAAAGAUAGUAAGGAUGGAGUAAAUGUUUCUACAGAAGAUAGUAAAGAUGGAGUAAAUGUUACUACAAAAGAUAGUAAAGACGGGGUGAAUGUCUCUACAAAAGAUAGUAAGGAUGCAGUAGAUGUUUCGCCAAAAGAUAGUAAAGAUGGAGUAAAUGUUUCUUCAAAAGAUAGUAAAGAUGGAGUAGAUGAUGCUACAAAAGAAGGUAAUGAAGUAAGUGGCGAGGUGAAACAGGCAAACGAUACGGAAAACGUAAGCAAAGAUACGGAAGAAGUAAGCAAAGAUACGGAAAAAGUAAGUAAAGAUACGGCAAAAAUAAGCAAAGAUACGGAAAAAGUAAGCAAAGAUAAGGAAAUUGUUGUGGAGGAUGAGGAAGAAAUAGUUGAUGAAAGUAAGGAUAAAGUUGUAAGUGAAUGUAAAGAGGGAGAUGUGUUUAAACCUUCAAGUGAUAAGAAAAUUGAAGAGAAAGAGAAAGUUGUAGGAAGAGUAGAAGAACCACAAAUAAAUUUGGUAUCUGAUGAUGAAGAAGUUGUUAUAAAACAAGAAAUAAGUGAGAAAAAUGAGGAACAACAAGAGGAAAGCGAGAAACAGCCAGAGAAAAACGAGAGCCCAAAAUUUGGAUUGGUGAUUUGUGACAUCAAAAGUUUGACGAACGAAGCUGCAAAGGAAUUUAAGAAAGCUGUGGUGCAGCCAGUAUCGAAACCAAAGGCUUUAGACACAAUCAGAGCGACUAUCGAUGACGUCGUGAAACAAUCAAUUCUGAUGACAAGCAAAUCACCGGAAAAAGUAGACAAAAAAUCAUCGGAAAGUCAGAAACCUCCGGUAGCCAGUAAACUGACUGGAAUCGUCGACAACUUGAAUCAUCAAUUCUCGAGAGGUAUGGAGAAGUUGUCGCGUAACUCGUCGAUAACUAUCGAGCCCAAACGAGAUUCGAUAGUCGAUCAUGAGGAUAUCGACCUGGAUAUCGAUAGUCCCAAGUUGAUAUCGAUGUUGAGGGCGAGGGAUCCUGAGGAGCUGGAGCGAGCGCAUCCGUCCAAUAGGAGGAAGGGGUUUCCGUCAAAGGUUCGUCGUAACGGUUCGUCGGCUUCCUCGUCAUGUUCGUCGGAUGUGUCCAGUGUGGAUGAGUUGAAACGAGCGUGUGCCGAACAGGAGUUGAGAGGCGAGAAUGACCGCAAACGCCCAUCCACAACCCCCAUUGAUGAGUUGACCGAUGACUCAUACAGUGUGCUAGAUGAGAUUGUAUUUCAGGUGAGCGGUCAAUUCAUGAAGAAACGCAUGGAGAAAGGCAACGUGACAAUUACACUGGUCACGAGUGACGAGGAUUCGCCCAACAAACAGCAGGCUUCCACUAACAAAGCGCAGCCGCAACUGAAGGGGGGCAGUGUCUGCCUGUCCAAGGAUGUCAGUCUCAGUAUUGUGCGAGAAGAGAUUAAGAAAGAUUUAGGUUUGGACAUGGAGUGUGAGGAGAGUGACACAGAUGACAAAGACAAGAGAGGUCGCAAGAGAGAUGCCAAGAGAGGACAGGUGCAACCGACGGCUCGCAAGUCAUUUCCGAACUCCCCUCAUUUCGGCAGCAAGCCGCUCGUCACCACAACGCUUGAUGGGGGCUCGGAAAUGAUACGUCGGCUGUCUGCCGCUGAGGCACAGGCGCUGAUUCACCAGAAUGGUGCUUCAUCCUCGCCCAGGGAUUCACCAUCACAAUCACCCAAAAUCCAGAGUAGUGCUUCGUCAGCAUUUUACACCAAGAUCUCUCAGAUUGCCGCCAACUCACAGGGAACUGAGGAGGUGCAGAUCAGCAAAGCCAUGUCUGUCAAAAUCCACUCCACCUCUGACUCCUCCAAAGCCCCUCCUCCUCAUCCGCCCCCGCCGCCCGCCAUUCCCCUCACAGCCGCCACCAUAAUUGCUGUCAGUUCAAAUUCGAAUGCUGCCGCGAACAGUUUGCAAUCGAUCGUGAACAGUUCGCGAUCGGGAACGACCGUGACGCAGGCGGCGCGCGUUCUGCCGCAAGUGCAGCAGAAGCCGAGUCCCGCUGCGGAACCAUCGGCCUUCGCCGCCGCCGGCGGUAGAGGGGGGGUGCUGCGCGGAAACUUUGGUCCCGCCUCGGGACGGAUGGAUGCCAUAUCGCAGAAGUUGUCUGACAGCAUGUUGCAACUAAUGGAGGAUAUGUUGCAAGAAAUGGCGCAAGAAGGUCAUAUGGAUGCACAACUGCAUCAGUUGCAACUGAAGCUGGAGCUCGCUGAGUGGAGGCACAGACAGAACAUAGCGGAACACAAGCAUAAUGCAGAUCUGCUUUUGAUGGAGAUGCGAGCCGCUGCAGAGGCGGAAAAACAGCGUUUGAUCCUGGACAUGAAGCAGAAAUUCCAGAUAGAAAAGGAGGCAGCUAUUGAGGAGACAAAGAUGAAGCAAUGGUGCGCACACUGCCGAAAGGAAGCUCUCUUCUACUGCUGCUGGAACACGGCUUAUUGCAACUAUCCUUGUCAGCAAGAGCACUGGACUCAGCACAUGCCGCACUGUGCGCAGAACAGGGCGAUCACUGAGGCAACUGGAACAACUGUAGGGAUUGCACCAGCCAUAGGAAUAACACCAGCUCUAGGGAUAGCACCAGGUGUUAGCACCAACAUCUCAGCACCUGCUGUUAAGAUGCUGACCACAACCACGACUACUGCUCAGAAGGCGCCCAAUCUGCAGAACCAGCUACAAGUGGCGGCGACCACAACUCUGAUGGCUACGGCAACUGUGCUGGCAUCACAACACGAGGCGGCACAAAAGCAACAACAGCAACUUGUCGCACAACAUGUUGCAGCGCAACAACAGCAGCAACAACAACUUAUUGCACAACAACAACAACAGCAGCUUGCUGCACAACAAGCUGCAGCGCAACAACAGCAGCUUGCUGCACAACAAGCUGCAGCCCAACAACAACAGCAACUUGCUGCACAACAUGCUGCAAUGCAAAAGCAACAUGCUGCAGCUCAAAAGCAACAGAAAAAGCAGCUUGAGGCGGCGCAAAAGCAACAGAUUGCCCUGCAAAAGCAACACGAGGCAGCGCAAAAGCAACAGAUUGCAUUGCAACAGCAACACGAGGCGGCGCAAAAGCAACAGAUUGCCUUGCAACAGCAACAUCAGAUUGCAGCGCAAAUUGUGCCGCUGCACCAUCACAACAUGACGCAACAACAGCAACAUCAGCAGAUGAUCAACCAUCAUCACAGCAGAAUGGCGCAGGCACCGAUGAUGGCACAACAGCCACCCAUGGUCAACCAUCAUUACCGACAACCGCAGCAGCAGCAACAUUUCAUGGUGGCCCCCAGGGGACACCAGCAACACCAUGGUGGCUACUACCAGUAAUGGUCGCUCUACACGAACUACAGUGCCGUCUCCGCGCAUCAUCAGCUGAUUGGUGACCUUGAUAUGUUUCAGCUCACACUACUGCAGUGGUCGCUCGUCUAUUACACGCAUAUGUAUUGUUAAACGAUGGAACUGUUUAGGUCAGUUGAAUCUUUCACUAAGGAUUAUCAGGGUAAAUAGUAUAGUCGUAUGUAUCUUUGAAGGAAGAGUUGAAUGAAAGGAAAGAUUAUUGGGUUAAUUUUAUUGUGUUACAAAGUUUUAUCAGGACAAAUAUUAUGGUCGUAUGUAUCUUUGAAUGAUGAGUUGAAUGAAAGGAAAGAUUAUUGGGUUAAUUUUAUUAUUUUACAAAGGUUUAUCAGGACAAAUAUUAUGGUCGUAUGUGUCUUUGUUGGUUGAACGAAUGGAAUGAUUCUUCUAACAACGGUUUAUCAGGGUAAAUUUGUAUAUAUGAAGAAUUAAAUUGUUGGUGUCAGAAGACAUGGGUCUAUCAAGUUUUACAUGCAUAUGUAAAUAACUAAUUGAAGAUUAGUUUUAUUCUUUAAGAUGGAAAUUGUUGGGGGUUUAUUUCAUCCUUUUUCAAUGGUCUUUCAAAAUUCACACAUGUAUGUAUUGUUGAAGAAUAGUUUUAUUCUUUAAGAUAGAAAUUGUUGGGUGUUCAUUUCAUCCUUUUUCAAAGGUCUUUCAAAAUUCACACUAUUAUGUAUUGUUGAAGAUAGGUUUAUUCUUUUGGAUACAGUUAUUAAGUUUAAUCCACCCACCUGGAGGGGUCUUUCAAAUAUUACACUCUUAUGUAUCGUUGAAAGAUUGCAAUUUUUGGGGUCACUUGAUCCUUUUAUUGAGGCUUUUCAAGUUAAAUAGACUCGAAAUUAUCGUUGACGAUUUAUUAAGUACAGUAAACCGUUUUGCAAAGAGCUUUUGAGCUCCAUGCUUGUAUGUAUCGUUGAUGAACUCUAUUAGUUAGGGUCUAUUCACUUUUAAAUUAUUUAUUGUAAUAAUCAGUUUGUUUCUAUUAUAACUGUUAGAUCUUUCAAUGGAUCCUUUUGCAAAGGUGUUUCUUCAAGUAUUACACUCAUAUGUAUGAUUGUGUGUAUUACUAUUAUUAUUUAUUUCAUAAUACCUCAUACUUUCCACUGUUAGGCCUAUCAAACAAUUGAAAAAUUGUUAUUAUUAGUUUGGAUAAUAUUAAUAUUUUCAUAUUAAUUUCUCUACUAAUUAGAUAGUUUAUUCAUUUAUUUAUUCAUUUUGCAAACUAAAUUUGUUCAACUAAUUGUUCUAUCAUUCCGGUUCGACCUUUGAGUUUACUUCUCUGUAAAGAUCUUCCAAAUACAGUAAUGCACUGGGAUGUAUCAUUAGGAUUGGUAUUAUUAGAUUCUGUUAUUUUUGGAUCUGCUUUAUAGUUCAGCAGUUAUAGAGGAAAUCUCAAUAGUUCUAAUAUCAAUUAACCUUUUGAAAUUUAGGGGUAAUUUUCGGAUUAUUUUUGGGGUAUUUAAAUUAAUUUAUUUGUUUGAAUCGUUGAAGGAUUAAUAUUGUUAGUUUCAGUUAUUGUUUGGGGUAAUUUGGGGAUCCUUUUUGUGGUAUUCAAAUUUAUUUAUUCGUUUGGAUCUUUGAAGAAUUAAUAUUGUUAGAUCUAGUUAUUAUUUAUUUUAUAAUACCUUAUUCUUUACUCAAAUCUAUCGUUAAGUACAGUUAACCGUUUUGCAUAGAGUGUUUGUAUCGUCUACUCCGCGAGUAAACGCUUCCAGUGUGUUGCAUCUCAUUACUUAACAUUAUAUUGUUCACGACGCUCCGCCCCGCUCCGCUCCGCUCCGCCUUCAGUGUGUUUGUAACCUUAGACCUAUCAACCAAUAUAAACAGUUAACACUUUUGCUGAAGUGUUUCGGUAUUAAUUAUUAAUGAUUUAUUCAUUUAUAACAUCGAGUACUUGACAUUGUUUUCGAGUAAUACUUCCAUUUACAACGUUUAUUUAUUCAAUCAUUCAGGAUUACAUAAGUUUCAGUAGAGUACCACAGGCUUUCGCCCAAAACGGUUCCAAUUCUAAUAGUGGAACAGAAGUUGGCUGAAGAAUCUACUUACGUGAUCUCUUGAGGCAAAAUUUUCCCCAAAAUGAGUUCAUAUCUCUUCCAUAGAAGUGCUAGUGUUCGUGCUCAUGUCAAAAAAUUUCUAACAAAUUCAUUCUAAAUAAUAUCAUUUUCAAAUUCAAAAUUAGGCGUUCUGCGUCUAUCAUCUGAUCUCCACACAAUUACUUUCUAAACGGUUUUAGAACUUCUGGUGUUAGAACUUAGAAGUUUUUGAACUUCUGGUCAAGGUAUAUAAAUAUAACUUGUAUUUUAUAGACCUUGCUUCUGGUCCCCUAUACGUUGAAGGAUUGUUACUGUCAGUUUCAGCUGUUAUUCAUUAAUUUAUCUCUACAUUGUUUGAUUAUUUGUUGAACUUUUGAAAGACACAACUGGCUGAAGCCCAAGACUGCAUAGAAGAGAGAAAUUGUUAAAGGAUGGUACUGUAGUUCGUGGAAGAUCUCGGUAUUGUUGAUAUAAAUUUUUGUUGAACAACAACAUUUUGCGAUACUUUUAUUUCAUCAGAUGUGCCGUUUUCAGAAUAGGGAAAGGUGUUCCCUAGUUUACAAACAUGUAGCCUAGAGUCUUAAUAAAGUAUUAAUAUUAAUAUAGUCUUUAUCUCUAACUGUACAUAAUAAUCUAUGUAUUAGAAUAGAAACAGAAUUCAUUUUUUUGAUUGGAAGCAAUUGGUAUUUUGAUGAAUGCGUCGAUUUUUUGUCUUGGCUGAGCAUCACAUUGUAUAAAACAUUACAUGGUGUGAAUUUUUAAUCUUAAUCAUACAUACAAUCUAUGUAAGGAGAAACCAGUUUAUGAUUUUCUGAUUGAAAGCGUUUGUGAAUUAUGUAAGGGAUUUAUAGGCCUCCACAAAAUAUGUAAGCUACUGCUGGCCUUCAAUUAAAUAUGUAAUGGACGAAUUGAAAUAACACUACCUGUUUUAUGGGUGGGUGCAAAUGAUAAUAUUGGGCUAUUUCAAAUGAUAAAUAUAUUUUAAAAAAAUCAAUUACACAUGAAAACAUUGUAGUUUUCUUGUGGCUGAUCCAUUAUACCUAUAAUAAUCGUAAAGUCGUCCCUUAUCUAAUAAUAUUUCAUUUUUCUUUAAAAAUGCAUUACAUUGUUUAAGUAUUAAUACCGUACAGAGGUAUUGGAAAAAAUGAUCAUAUGGGUGGUUGCCUGUGAGCAACUAGAAACAAAUAUUAAUAAGUUCUUUAUUGGCAAAAAUAUACCAUUUUAGAUUUCACAAACGCUAUAAAAAUUCGAUAUCAAAACUAUAAAAUCUGGACAUUUAUUUAUCUAUUUAUCACAUUGUGUACAAAUACUUAACAUGAGGAAAGGCACAACAUGCUCAUGCC
This is a messenger RNA of Nilaparvata lugens (brown planthopper), 11210 nucleotides long. RefSeq lists its product as uncharacterized. Gene Ontology annotation, molecular function: protein binding. The transcript is spliced from 21 exons. NCBI's taxonomy places the organism in Eukaryota, Metazoa, Arthropoda, Insecta, Hemiptera, Delphacidae. The coding region runs from base 185 to 7807 and encodes 2540 amino acids. The record is from RefSeq and is a predicted model, not a curated record.